GCCAGAGUCAAAGUCAAAUGUUUGACGAAUUAUACGGGAGAUAAGUAAAAGGGGAGAGAACUCGACUGUUUCCACACUCAGACGAAUAAUGGAGGAUACUCUCAAGAUUGACGAUGAUGGCGAUGAACUCAACCGAGAAGUUGUUAACAUACUGAACAAGUCAUCGGAGGAGAUCAUCGAUAGGGUUGAUCUUUCCGGUCACCAAUUAAAGUUUUUUCCCGAAGAAUUCGGCAAGCUUACCGCUUUAGUUCAUCUCAAUCUCUCCAAUAAUCACUUACAGGUGCUUCCUGAUUCAGUUGCAGGAUUACUGAAACUGGAGGAGCUUGAUGUUUCAUCAAAUCUGUUGGAAUCCUUACCAGAUUCGAUCGGUUUACUGACCAAUCUCAGAGUCUUGAAUGCAUCCAGCAACAAGCUUAACACCCUUCCUGAAAGCAUCGCUUUUUGCAAGUCAUUGAUAGAAUUGCAUGCCAGCUUCAAUAACCUCGUAUUCUUGCCAACAAACUUCGGUUACGGACUAGUGAACCUUGAAAUCCUCUCGAUCAGCCUCAACGAAAUCCGUUUCCUUCCACCUACAAUCAGCGAACUGGUAUCUUUACGGUAUUUCGACGCUCAUUUCAAUAAACUCCAUGGCCUUCCAUCUUCAAUCGGGAAGCUAACGAAUCUUGAGGUAUUGAAUUUGAGUAGCAAUUUCAGCAAUUUGACACAGCUUCCCGACACCAUCACCGAUCUUGCAAACCUCAAAGAUCUUGAUCUUAGCAACAACCAAAUCCAAGCUCUUCCUGAAGCAUUUGGUCAACUUCAAAACCUCAUCAAAUUGAACUUGGAUCAGAACCCACUUGUGGUUCCUCCUAUCGAGAUCGUGAUGGAAGGAACCGAGGCCGUAAAGGGUUUCAUGAUCAAGUGGACGCUCAAGAAUAUUGCCGCCGAAGAACAGCGGCGCGCGGUGGAAGCGAAUGACCGGGAUCAGGGUGGAUGGUUGGCUUGGGGAACCAAUAUGGUUAAUGCAUACCUUGGCCAAGGUAAGCCUUCUGGUUCAAAAGACUCAUAUUUGGAUCAGUUAUUGUGAUGUUCUAAAGAAAUAACUUCAAAAACAUCUGUUUAUACAAGUAUAUCAUCUCAGAACCAAUUAUACUGCGUCCUGUAAGCAAAACUUUGUAUAUGUUAUAUUAUGGUGCAUAAAUUCUUGUUAUUGUGAUGAAUGAAAUGUCGAUGUUGUUUUUAUCA
Molecule: messenger RNA, 1224 nt
Organism: Cynara cardunculus var. scolymus (artichoke)
Lineage: Eukaryota; Viridiplantae; Streptophyta; Magnoliopsida; Asterales; Asteraceae
Product: plant intracellular Ras-group-related LRR protein 3
Exons: 3
Coding region: 89-1066 (325 amino acids)
Molecular function (GO): protein binding
Source: RefSeq, a predicted model, not a curated record